Leptosia nina is the source of this 960-nucleotide messenger RNA. The record is from the annotation of a GenBank genome assembly. NCBI's taxonomy places the organism in Eukaryota, Metazoa, Arthropoda, Insecta, Lepidoptera, Pieridae.
AUGGAUUUCGUAAAAUUUGGUAUUUUUCUUUUGUUUGUAACAAGUAAAAUAAAAGGUGAAGAUUAUGAAGAAGUGGAUUACGACAGAGAUAAUCUAAGCGCUUCUGUUGAUUCUGAAAGUAAUGAAGUGUUCAACAGUAGUUCUUUAUCUAAACCAGAGAGGAUUCCUAAAAAGUAUAUCGUCGAUAAUAAUCAUCAAAAAACUCUAGCUUUAAAACAAGUGUCUCUACCAUCUAAAAGCCAAAUGGCAAGAAAGACCAGUUAUCCAUUUUCCGUGUCUAUUCAGAAGAAAAACUCCCACUACGCGUCUGGUGCUCUAUUAGAUACAAAAUGGAUUAUAACAGCUGCUGGGGACUUUUAUAAUGUUCGAGAGUCGAUAAAACUUCUACGCGCUCGCCUCGGUACUGUGAACUACAAAAAAGGGGGUAUCCUCGUCGCUUUAAAAGGGAUUGAAGUUCAUCCACUUUACAUGUAUCAAGAACCAAACUACGAUGUUGCUUUAUUGAGGAUGUCUCAGCCGGUGCUCUUCAGCGAUCAUAUCAAACCGAUACCAAUAGCGUCAACUGUUGGAGAGAUUGUCAGCGGAAAGUUCUUUACCACGUAUUGGCCACGGCUUCUUGUGAACGGCCGUGUUCUACCAGCAUCUGCUAAAGAAAGAGUGAAACACAAUAGUAUGCGCGUGUCUACACAGAAGCUGAUUCCUUGGCGAAAAUGCAACAAAGAGUUAAAAUUACACAACCAGACAUUAGGACAAUCUUCACUUUGUCUAGAACCAAUUGUGACAUUACACAGCCCUUGCAUGCCGGAUGUUGGAGCCCCUGUAAUAGCUGACAACCUUCUAUGGGGCAUUACAUCUGGUUGGGUAUCAGAUCAGUGCACGGAACAGCCAAGUCCAACUCUAUUCACUAGAAUUUCAGACGAGAAUGUCAAAUUUUGGCUCAACUCCGUACGGGAUGUGUAA